ACGACAAUUGUCAAAACAAAGAAUUCUGAAAUCGCGAUAUCGAUACAAUUAAUUUUGAUUUUCGUAUUAAUUUAUAGUUUCUGAUAAGUGGAAACAAUGGCAUCAGGUUUUGCCGGUAUACAGAUUAUAUUUAUAAUCAGUGGCGGAGUGUUGACUUUCUUAAUACUGUUCAUUUUUGCCAAAAGACAGAUUACAAGGUUCGCCCUUAGGUCUCGGAGAGGUCCUCACAUUCCUAUAGGAACUGAUGCUAAAAAGAGUUUAAAAAGAGAAAUAGAGCGACGCAUUGAAGCAGUCCCACGGAUAAUGCAUGAGCCACGUCUGAUAAGCACCGAGCCAUCUCAUUACAUUCUAGAACCGCAACAACCUUACCACUACCGGUUUAAAGCUGUGGAUGAUGUGAAAACCCUAGAGGAAGAAAUCGCCCACCAAGACCCGGGUCUCCGGCGUCACCCGCGGGAGUCCCUCCGCGCGUUCCUGCUAUCCUCAUUAGCGACCCCGCUGGAUGGUCGUGGACAGAAGCUGGUGCACCAGUUCUGUGAUACUUAUGAGUUCGCGCGCCACCACCCCGGCGAGUUCGGCGACGAUGAGUACCAGGCGUAUAGCCGGCUGCUUAUGAAGCUGCUAGACGCAGCUCGCCUCCUAAAGAGCGUAGGCGGGUGUCGCAACAUCUCCCCGCGCGGCAGCCCGCUGCGGCGCUCGCGGUUGCUGGACGCGGCACGGCUGCGGCCGGGGGGCAAGCUGCCCGGGGCGCUGCACAGGAACUACACCGCACUCGAGAACAUGCCAGUAGAACCAAAAAUGGAGGAGGAAAUCAUCCGAGUCCCAGUGCGAAGCCCUACGGAACCGGCAGCGAAGCCCCCGGCCGACGAGACCGCCGUGUGAGGCCGGCGCGCCCGCCACGUAGCACAGACUCUGUGAGCCUGGUGGUGGGUGUGGUAUUUGAAUGGUUGAGGAGUUGGUUGAAAAAAACAAGGUUUGUUUCUGUUCGAUGAAAAAGUGGCUUAAUUUUGAUAAACAAAAACAGCCGUAAAGGUAAACAUGUUAGAAUUCUAUGAUCUGUGCUAUAAGUAUGCACGAUCGUGAGGAUUUGCAAUCCAGAUAACUAUUGUAUUGACUAUAUUGUUGAAAAAUAGUGAAAAUAACAAAUUAAAAUCGACGACGGUUACUGAAAAGUGGCUGGCAUCAACUGACAGUUCAAUCAGUUAUCGGUUUCAAACGCCGAACUUCGAUUUCUUCGGCGGUACCGAGGAACUGACAAAUAAACGUGUGCGUCAAGCUAGCGGCCUCAAAAAAAAAAUGGGCACGAAAAAAUAAUUUGACCAUACCAAAAAAUAGUACUCUUAUUGAAAAAAAUAGUACCUGUUGUAAAAAAAUUAGUACCUUCACGGUUCUGGAUUUAUAGCCAUGUUUUAUUGCACUUGCUAGCUUGACGGUGAGCGAAAUUUGGCGAGAGUUAACGACAAGGUCUUUCGCUUUGAUUUAAACGCCAAAAAAUAGUACCGAAAUAGUACUUACCCCCUGCAAAAUACCGAAAUGAGUACUUCAACGGUUCCAAAGUUAUAAAGGCAGUUCUUUGCUCCCGCUGGCUUGACGUUUUGAAAAUACCUAUUAUCUAGGGAACGCUUGCAUACUUCAGUAUGUAACUAAUUUCAAUAAACUCGUAUGAAAUAGUACUUCCUACCAUCAUAAUUUUGAUCCGAUUCUCUUUCUAGAAAUAUGUUAAAAAAUCAUCAUAACCUAUGCCAUACAUUUGUUGUUGAUACAGUCACGUAGACAAUUACAUAACCUCACAAUUUAUUCGUAAGUAUUGCCAUCGCCAGUAUUGCCAUUUUGGAGGUCUACCCUACCAUUUCUUUGCACUUCAGAGUGUUGCUAUGACAAAAAAUUGCUAUUGCAUACACCCAUAUGCAAUAAUUUUAAUAGAAAAUGGCUGCAUAGGUCUAGUUCUUAUUGAAAACAAUCUGUGAUUUUAAUACAUCAUAAUACAUUUUUAAUCAGCUGUUUUAUUUUAUAAUUUAUACCUUCAUGUUCAAUUUGUUACGGAUCGAAGUGUUUGUUAAUAAACAAUUUGCAGUAUUUGUAGAAUAACUCAAAGAGUUUCAACAAUGAUAUUACUUUCAUCUGACAACCCUGGCACUUCACCAAUUUUUACCCAAAAA
Pectinophora gossypiella (pink bollworm) is the source of this 2159-nucleotide messenger RNA. RefSeq names its product protein C1orf43 homolog. NCBI's taxonomy places the organism in Eukaryota, Metazoa, Arthropoda, Insecta, Lepidoptera, Gelechiidae. The record is from RefSeq and is a predicted model, not a curated record. The transcript is spliced from 5 exons. The coding region runs from base 97 to 882 and encodes 261 amino acids.